GUGUUCCCUUCAGGGAUACAAUAUAACCCCUGCAUUCAGUCUCAUUGCACCUCAGGCUCAGAACUUAUACAGGACCAGUGAGUGUCACUGCAAUAGGAAGAGUACAAGGAUCACAAGACCUUAUUAAGGUGGACACGGUACUAUGAGUUCCCAGGAAGCUGCCCUGCUGACCCCGCAUGUUUCUCAGACUGAUGUACCUGUAGAGGGCAUCCUUACUGAAGACAAGAAAAAAUUCAAGACCUGCAGUCAAAUAGGCUUUUACAGGCGACAGAAGCUUCUCCUUCAAGGCCCAUCACCAUACCAUGCUGAUCUGGAAAUGCUCGUAGUUGAUAACGGUAUUGCCACUCUCCAGAUCAUUAACCAAGACACAAAGGUUCCUCUUCAGGUGCAAAUCAUAUCUUGCAAAGGCAUUUUCAGGCUCAAGAUCAAUGAGAUAUCUCCACUGAAGCCAAGAUAUGAGGUUCCUGAUGUGAUAGUAAAAGAUCUGGCCGCUGAAAGGCUAAAUGUGUCCCAGCGGGAAUCUGGUUGCAUCGUUCUGGAGAAUCCAAAUGGCCCUUACAAGCUACACAUCACAGCUCAGCCAUUUUCUGUCUCAGUAACUGCAGAUGACAAGCUUCUGCUUAGUCUUAAUUCCCAGGGAUUGCUGUAUUUUGAGAGUCUGGUAUCCCCACAAUCAAAAAGUGCGACUUUAGAGAGUGACAGUGAAGUGACUAAGGAUGAGUAUGGACUUUGGAGUGAAACCUUUGGGGAAUUUGUGGACAUUAAGGCUAGCGGUCCAGCUUCUGUUGGCCUGGAUGUUUCACUACAUGGAUUUGAAUAUGUGUAUGGUUUGCCAGAACAUGCUGAUACACACAGACUCAAAAAUACAGAGCACAAUGACGCAUACCGGCUGUACAACUUAGAUGUGUUUGCAUACAAAACCUAUGAUAAGAUGGGAACAUACGGAUCUGUGCCACUGCUUCUAGCACACAAACCCACGCAGACAUGUGGGCUAUUCUGGCUCAAUGCUUCAGAGACCCUGGUAGAAAUUAAUACCAGGGCUGCCCCGCAGCCUUCUUUGUCCAGAUCUGUCCCAGAUACACGCAAGCAGCGGGCCAUCCCACAGACAGAAGUGAGGUGGAUGUCUGAAAGUGGCAUUGUGGAUUUGUUCCUGUUAAUGGGACCUUCACCACAAGACGUGUUCAGACAGUAUGCAAAUCUCACAGGUUUCCAGUCCUUACCACCUCUGUUUUCCUUGGGUUACCACCAGUGCCGGUGGAACUAUGAGGAUGAAGCAGACGUGGAAGCAGUGGACUUGGGCUUUGAUCUAAACAAUAUCCCUUAUGAUGUCAUCUGGUUGGACAUUGAGCACACAGAUGGAAAGAGGUACUUUACCUGGGAUCGUGAAAAAUUCUGUAAUCCAACGAGGAUGCAGGAGAAGCUGAAACAGAAGAAACGCAAGCUGGUUGUCAUUUCGGAUCCUCAUAUUAAGGUAGAUCCAGACUAUAGCCUUUAUUCUGAAGCCAAGGCCAGAGGCUACUUUGUCAAGGACAGAGGUGGACAAGACUUUGAAGGCAACUGCUGGCCAGGCACAUCAUGUUACUUGGACUUUACAAAUCCUGCUGUACAAGACUGGUACUCAGCUCAGUAUGCACUUGAUUCCUAUAAAGAUUCUACUGAGGUCCUCUUUGUUUGGAAUGACAUGAAUGAACCAUCAGUGUUCGAUUCCCCAGAGAUGACCAUGCCAAAAAAUGCUGUGCAUUACAAAGGCUGGGAACACAGGGACCUUCAUAACCUUUAUGGUUUUUACCAGCAAAUGUCUACCUUCAAGGGAUUGAUGCAGCGGUCAGCUGGACAGGAGAGACCCUUUGUACUGACACGGUCAUUCUUUGCUGGCUCACAGAGAUAUGGUGCAGUAUGGACUGGAGAUAAUAAAGCAGACUGGGAGUACUUAAAAAUAUCAGUCCCGAUGCUGCUUACACUGAGUGUGACUGGGAUUUCCUUCUGUGGAGCUGAUGUUGGAGGGUUUGUUGGAGACCCAGAGCCAGAACUCCUUAUUCGAUGGUACCAGGCCGGCGCAUUUCAGCCCUUUUUCCGUGCACAUGCCAUUCAAGACAGCAAAAGACGUGAGCCCUGGCUAUUUGGGGAAGAUAACACAUUGCUGAUAAAGAAAGUGAUAGAGGAGAGAUAUACUCUGCUUCCAUUCUGGUACCUGCUCUUUUACCGAGCCCAUGUGUCUGCCCAGCCGGUGAUGAGGCCUAUGUGGGUAGAAUUCCCCAAGCAUACUGAAAGCUUUGAAGAAGAGACACAGUACAUGUUAGGAAGUGCCCUGCUGGUUGUGCCAGUGUUAGCGCCAGGAGUGUCUUCAGUGGAUAUUCUGUUUCCUGGGUCUGGAGAGCGCUGGUAUGACUUUAGAAAAUAUGAGUGUGUAAGGGGCCCCCACAGAAAGAAAGUGAAAGUUACAUUAAACGAGAUCCCAGUGUUUCAGCGUGGAGGCUCAAUUAUUCCACUGCAUACAAGGGUUGGGAGAUCCACAGGCUGGAUGGAUGAAUUUCCUUAUGAGCUACGAGUAGCUCUGGAUUCAAAGGGCUUUGCUGAAGGGGAGCUGUUUUUGGAUGAUGGCCAUUCUUUUAACUAUAUCCAGGAGAAUGUGUUCGCUCAUCGGAAGUUUGCUUUCCAAAGAAAUGUCCUUUCAUCCAGUUCUGCUGAUCCAAAGGGAAAAUAUCAGUUGGAGUCCAUUGUGGAGAGGGUGCAUGUAAUGGGUGUUAAGAAACAACCAGUGGAAGUCAAUGUGCACAGUUCAGGAGUCAAGACAAGUGUGGCUUUUACCUACAGUGCCAAACUCUGUCUCCUGAGCCUGGAAUCACUCUCCUUGUGCGUGUCCGCUGACUGGGAGAUCCACAUCAGAGACAAGUUAUAACAUCAUGGGACUCCCCAGUGCUCAGAAUGCUGCUGGCUGAUUACCCAACUAAUGUUUCUGGCACAUAUUAUUGAGUUUUUAUACAGAUUUAUUUUAUAUAUAUAUGUGAUUUUAAUACAUGUUUUAUCAGAUAAAGAGAGAUAUGAAUGACAGCUAGCUUGUGUGUAAAGUAUAAACCUCUGUACCGUGUCAUACUUGGGUAACAUACCAUGGCAUUAUGGGCAAUCACAUGUUUACAGCACCAUCUGGCAGUUAGUGUAUAAGCCCAUGCACCAUUCUGCAAUCUGUUGCAUUGUUCUUUUUAUGAUACUCUUGCCUCUUUAAUGUGUUUUUUUUUAUUGUUGUUGCUCUUCUGAUAAACAAUUAAAAAUCACAUAACAUGCCAUAACCCUACCCCCAGGACCCACCAUUACCAUGGGUGAGGCCAUUACAAUUACAACUAGACAUGCAGGCCCCAAAAACUAAUUUUAAGGCCAAUGGCACACUUCAUAGGAAAGCAGGCAAAAAAAAGGAUGCUCUCCUCUCCACCCCAUCUUCACUAUGCACAUACAGGCCUUAGGAUCAGCUUUUUAGUGUAGACACGAGAUGGAUUUCAGCAUGAAAAUGAAUAUUCUUGUGUUUCCAUGCCAACACCCACCCAGUGUGUGCACCGAUAGGCUGAUGCUGUGCCUGUGUCAGUGCAUACCAGGCAUGACAAGAUGAACGGAGAGAGGAUUGGUAUGCACCAAUCUAGGCACUGGCCUAAGAUGCCCAAAGCUCUUCUUCAUGUUUUGCUGUUCUGAUUGUUUGUGCACCUCCAUAAAUUAGGGUAAGAACACAUGGUACAUUUUUUUGGCCACAAAAAUCUCCUGCAGCAUGAAUGACAAACAUCCUAAAGUACUUUUGUAUUGGUGGUAUAGUCUACUCUAAACCAUGUCUAAACCAGUUGUAUGGCAAACUCAUUUAAAAGAGAAGAGGCCUUUUUUAAUGUGAUUACUCAUAACUGGUUUAGACUGCGAUACUCACUGCGCUGCUAAUACAAAGGCAUUUCUGGGAAUAAUUUUCAUUUGGAAACAAAUAACUUGUUCCAGCUGUUAUAUAUUAUAGUGAUACUGCUUUUACAUAGGCCCAUAUAAGAAUCCUUCAGAAACUAUGAAUCCCUGACCUGAAGAGCUUACAAUCUUAUUUUUGUUUCUGAAUCAAAUGUCCGCUGAAUCAGAACACCCUCACUUGCAUGAAAUGUCAUAGAGAAAAUAGAAGUAAGAUUGAUGUGGUAUAGUAAAAAGGCACAUGUCAUUAGCAAUAAUGUCAUCUAUUAAAAAAAUAACUCACGGAUGCACAUAAUUAAUACAGGUAGCUAGUAGUGAAUAUAAUGCAGAGUGCCAGAUUUUGAAUUUUAUGGAGUGGGAUUGAAUGUCACAUGAGAAAAUAUCAGCAUCAAAGAUGGCAUCUGGAGGCAGCACUUUUGCUAUAGCUUUAUUAUAUUUCAUCAUAAGGAGUGAUAUGACCUGCACAAAGUAGGUGAUGAUGAAUAGUGCAUGAGAGGUACCCCUUAAAAUAUAAAAAAUACAAGUUUAAAGAUAAAGCAUGUAGCUUUCAAAAAACUCUGGGUGAAGGGUACUUAUUGCAGAACCUCAAAAACAUCUCAAAAGGCACUUUUAUACUUUGAUAAACGGGCCCGAAGUUGUAGAGGGUUUAACAAGGGAUCAAAAUAGAUGUACCCCCUUUUGUAAAAUAUAAGUCACCAAGCACGAGGCAGAAGGACAAAUGCUUUUAUACAGGUCAUUUAUACAUUAUUCAUUGUCGAGUUAACUAUAUAUAUAUAUAUGUUAUGUGUAAAAACAGUUCCAUAUUAAGUGCUUUUAAUUAGUGGGCUGGCCAGCCACAAAGAUUUUAAGGUGAAUUUUAUUAAAAUAAAUUGAUUACAGAAAACCCAGAAUAUUAUUGUAAAAACAGUUACACCCUAAAUUUCAAGCCCAAUAUUUAUUUUUAAAGCGCAUUAUUUUGGUUCAGCUCCAAGACUACCUUCAUGUCAAAGCCCUUUUACAGUUAGGGGCCAUUGUUAGCAUUACAAACAUUUACCAGCCAUUAGUUUACUCUUGUGGGAUUUGUAUGUUUUGGCUUGUCUUUGCUGUCCUUUAUACCUGUGUCACUCAAGAUUGCUCCAGUUCCCACCACUCCCAAAUGCAUGUCUGUCUGUCGUGCCAGCAGGAUAUGGUUAGCGAGGUGAGCUAAAUGUGUUUCUUCAUACUCAGGGUCUGUUUUAGAAUAGAAUGGGAAAAGCAUUAGGCUUGGGCCCCCUGAGUUACAGACAUGUAACUGCUGCAGGCAGCUUUUCCCUACUAAUAAUCUUUUGACAUAGGGGAAAUAGUACCCCAUUUGCAUUGCUUAUGCAACCUAAAUCAAAAAAGUCUACACUGGCUUUUUUAAAUAUCAAAUGUGGUUCUUCAGCUGCUAAACAUCAAAUCCUAAUGUUCUCUAAACAGAGUAGGAUUUAUACAGAUUGUAAGUUUUUGUGCAAGAUGAUUUGUUGUCUGUCUCAUUCUAUGAUAACAAAAUAAUGAAAAUAGUAAACUGCAGCUUCAUAAAAAAGUUCAGUGGUAAUGAAGAAUAGGGGCUGUGAUAGUCUAAUUGGUAACCACAGGUGGACUGAUAGCCUGCAGGAAACUAUAUUUGAAGUUAACCUGUGUUUUUAUGCCUCCAAAACUUGCCUUUAAGUAAUUAAAAAUGGGCAAUUACUUUGAGGCCACUGUGUGCCACAUUAUUUUGGGGGAUAAGCAAUAUGUUGCUCAUAAGCCACUGGUUGGGGCUCUCUGGUCUAACUAGUAAGCCACAUCUGGCCCGCAGUUGGGCACUAUACAGCCUACAAGUCACUUUUUGUACCAGUGUCUACUUAUUAAGAGCUCCAAUAGUAUUUAACUCUAACAGUAACGACGGUUUGUUUUAUAGAAUGAGCAAGGCAGUGAAUGUUUGAGCGGCAGGUCCACAGUUCAAUCUCCUAUCAUACCCAGCCAUCGGUUACUGAAAGAAUUAAUAAGCUGUCAAUUGCCUGAGAAUAUGGUAGGAGAGGCACAGGGGAAAGGCCAGGAAACAUGUAUCAGUCACAUUUUGGCUUUGUGCUGUAUAGCAUUAGGACUGCAUUGGAGCACUAAGAGCAUAAACAGGCAGCUUGCAUUUGGGGAGUAAAUAGAAGGGAGUGAGAGAGGGAUAGGUAAAAGAUGUAACAGAAAGUAAAGGGUAAAGCUGAAAGAAACUGGGGUGGAAAAGAAAUCUGAAAAAGGAGGGGGUAGGUUAGUGGUAUAAGCUGGAGAGUCCUGAAGGGGACAUUAGUAGAAAAGGACAGAGAAGUAUUAAAGGGGUAGGCAGACCAGAUGUAUUCUCAGCCGGUAAAUAGGUGCUGACUUUGCUGUUGCAAUCAUUCAAUAGAACGGAAAAUAACUAACAGAGACAAUACUAGUGCUUUUCAGCCUGCAAACAUUUACUGGAGGCUUGAGAAUGUCGUAUAUUGUGCCACAAGUUUGCUCUGCAUCUGUUAGCUUAGCCUCGUGGUGAUCACAUAGUACAUCAUAGCCUCCAAUGCCCCUAUACUGUUCCAUUUCCAGCCAUAUCCAACCCAACACUGAAAUAUGUUCUCCCAGUAAGUGUUGCAUUACAUUCCUGGCCUGCCGUGUAAUGCAGAUCAUAGCUAUUAAAUGGCCUAAUCUAUCAUCUUGAUUGUAAUAGUUUGAUGGAAAAUCUGAUUCCUUUGUCCUUUGCCAUGUUUUUUAUAUGUCUCAAAGCAAAUUAAACUUGUUACUUUAAGGUA
Molecule: messenger RNA, 6683 nt
Organism: Xenopus tropicalis (tropical clawed frog)
Lineage: Eukaryota; Metazoa; Chordata; Amphibia; Anura; Pipidae
Gene: ganc
Product: glucosidase alpha, neutral C
Exons: 25
Coding region: 143-2899 (918 amino acids)
Biological process (GO): carbohydrate metabolic process
Molecular function (GO): carbohydrate binding; glucan 1,4-alpha-glucosidase activity; hydrolase activity, hydrolyzing O-glycosyl compounds
Source: RefSeq, a predicted model, not a curated record